AGAAGAAGGGGGUGGGGGCUUCAUUAAUGCAGUAGCGGUUCCCGCGAGGGAAACUCGGAUCAAACAACGCGCCUCUUUCAUCUCCUUUUUUGUUUUUGAUUUUGGAAGGAAAUUGAAUCCCUCCUUUUGUUUUUAUUGCAAAAGGAAAAGAAAGGAAACGAACGGAAAGUUAUGGAGGCAGCCAUGGGAUUGUUGAGAAGAAUCCAUCCAAGGCAAACGGAGACCGCUCUUUCCGCUCUCCUCAGCCUCCUUCCUCACCACUCCUCCGAUCUCCUCUCUCAAGUCGAUCAGCCGCUCCAGGUGUUAUGUGAUGUGGACAGUGGAAAGGAGUUCAUAUUGUGUGAAUACAACAGAGAUGCUGACUCUUACAGAUCACCUUGGUCAAAUAAAUAUCAUCCUCCGCUGGAAGAUGCACUCUAUCCAUCUAUAGCGUUGAGGAAACUGGAAUUGGAAGCAAAUGAAGUCUUUUCCGUCUAUCGUGACCAGUAUUAUGAAGGUGGCAUCUCAUCUGUUUACAUGUGGGAAGAUGAUAAUGAAGGUUUGGUGGCAUGCUUUUUGAUUAAGAAAGAUGGCUCAAAGACUGGGCAUGGCAGAAGGGGUUAUCUGCAAGAGGGAGCAUGGGAUGCCAUUCAUGUUAUUGAGGUGGGGCAACAGGAGGAAGGAAUAACUCGUUAUUGUUUGACAAGUACUAUUAUGCUGUCUUUAACUACAGAUGAUGAGUCAUCUGGCACAUUCAGUCUCUCAGGUUCUCUUAGACGACAGAUGAACAUGGACCUCUCAACUGCAGAAGGUCAUCUUUGUAACAUGGGAAGGAUGAUAGAAGAAAUGGAGGGUAAGCUGAGGAACUCAUUAGAUCAGGUUUAUUUUGGGAAGACUAAAGAGAUGGUUUGCACUUUACGACCACCAUCUGAAGUCGUGAUGAGACUAACGAACAGCUGAUCAUAAGGCCGAUGGUAACUGAAGAUAAAUUCGUUCUAUCUCGAUAACUUGCAUUACAGUGUGAUUUGUGGAGGAUAUAUGUAGAUUUCUCAUCUCUUUCACCUUUACUUGAAUCAUCAUGUAAACUUUGUGCGGAGUUUGUCGUUUCAUUGUAAACCGAGUUUGUUCCUUUUGCACAGGAGACUGAUCCUUUUUGUGUUUUUGCCAAGACAUCAUUUGGAUCAGUUUUCAUGUACUGUUUCUCUAUUUGAAACAUUGUUGGAUAUACGGUUGGGUUGAGUUAGAUUUUGAACAAUUUCAAUUUGGGGUUCUGCAUCGGUUUACUUGGACUUUUCUGAGUUUUAA
Molecule: messenger RNA, 1284 nt
Organism: Jatropha curcas
Lineage: Eukaryota; Viridiplantae; Streptophyta; Magnoliopsida; Malpighiales; Euphorbiaceae
Product: F-actin-capping protein subunit beta
Biological process (GO): cell morphogenesis; barbed-end actin filament capping; actin cytoskeleton organization
Cellular component (GO): F-actin capping protein complex; cytoplasm
Molecular function (GO): actin filament binding
Source: RefSeq, a predicted model, not a curated record